Etheostoma spectabile (orangethroat darter) is the source of this 5264-nucleotide messenger RNA. Its product is annotated as polycomb protein suz12-B. Gene Ontology annotation, molecular function: chromatin DNA binding. The transcript is spliced from 16 exons. Gene Ontology annotation, cellular component: RSC-type complex; ESC/E(Z) complex; nucleus. Bases 574 to 2823 code for a protein of 749 amino acids. The record is from RefSeq and is a predicted model, not a curated record. Lineage: Eukaryota; Metazoa; Chordata; Actinopteri; Perciformes; Percidae.
UUUUGUGGUGCUUUCCUUUCCAAUACCGCUAACCAAACUUGCCACCGGGCGCUAGGCGAGUUAUAAUGCGAAUUUUAGUGAUAUUAUGGCAUCGAACCGCCUGAAAACGUGUGCCAUAUUUGUGUUUAAUAAGUUAUCGUUUGGCAGCAGCUUCCGAGUUGUCAAUUAGUGAAAUUAGACUGCCGGACAAUGCUAUUCAGUUAGCCCGAGGUUGUUGCUAACUGGCUAGGGAAGUUAGCCGGUUAGCUAGCAAUCCGCGGCGUCAGCUCGCUGGAGGCUGAUUUCUUGUUUCGCGCAUUUCAAGCAUGUCCGCCGACCUCUGAAACUGUUUAACGGACAGAUAAACGACAACGUUAGACUGUAGCUUCGCCCAUGUCAAAUACAAAAGAGUAAAACUUUCAUAGUCUGCUUUUAAAAUGGAGAGUCAACAGUGUUUCGCCUAAGCGGUUGCUUUCCGCAAACGCUGCUCUUUUGUUUUGACAAAGGAAGAGGACCUGAGUUUAUUUCUUCUUCUUUUUUAAACAGUUAAACAUCAGGCGGUGGGAUAGUUUCUCUGGCUGUUUUGUUUUGGCAAUGGCUCCACAGAAGCAGAGCUCCUCGGGUGGAAGCCACCCGGUGGGUUUUGGUUCUGGAGGAAAAGCCAACGGGUUAUACCAGUCCUCCUCCUCCUCCUCCUCUUCCUCCUCGGCGAUGGCUGUAGCCAAGAAGCCCAACAUGCAACUCAUUCAAGCCGACCACGAGUUGUUCCUGCAGGCCUUCGAGAAGCCUACCCAAAUCUACAGGUUCCUUCGCACCAGGAACUUGAUCGCUCCUAUAUUCUUGCACAGGACGCUCACCUACAUGUCCCACAGAAACUCAAGGAAUAAUGUCAAAAGGAAAAGUUCCAAGGUUGACAAUCUGUUGUUCAAAGUGGAAAAGAUGCGAGGCGAGCAGGAGACCCACAGCUUGGCCUCCAAUUUGCAGCUCACAUUUACUGGCUUCUUUCAUAAAGCUGGAAAGCCAUCUCAGGACAGUGAGAAUGAGCAGAACUCUGUAUCUCUGGAGGUGCUGCUGGUCAAAGUCUGUCACAAGAAGAGGAAGGAUGUGAGCUGUCCAGUGAAGCAGGUCCCCACAGGGAAGAAGCAGGUUCCUCUGAACCCCGACACCAGCGCCGGAGUCUCGGCCAAGCCGGGCUCCUUCCCCUCACUGCUGGUUCCCAGCAGCGAGUUUGAACCCAGCAACUCUCACAUGGUGAAGUCCUACUCGCUGCUCUUCAGAGUGUCGAGGCCCGGAUACCCCCGGACUCAGGCCAACGGAGAGCACCACAACAACAGAGAAUUUACAGAGGAAGUGGUAAACAGGAAGAGGAGGAGCUCCUGUCUCAGGGAGGAGGGAGAAACCACAUUUGUGGCUCAGAUGACUGUCUUUGAUAAAAACAGGCGUCUGCAAUUGCUAGAUGGGGAGUAUGAAGUGUCUAUGCAAGAGAUGGAGGAGUGUCCCGUGAAUAAGAAGAGGGCAACCUGGGAGACCAUCCUGGACGGCAAGCGUUUGCCUCCGUUUGAGAGUUUCUCUCAGGGUCCCACCCUGCAGUUCACCCUGCGCUGGACCAGCGGCGACUCCGAUCUCUCCACUGCACCCGUUGCUAAACCUUUGGCCACCCGCAACUCUGAGACCAACCAGGAGCCCCGGCCCGGCUCCCUGAGAGCCACACACACUCUGGCUGUCAAAGAAUCCAUAAAUGCCGACGUGCAAACCAGAAGAGAACUGAUCUCAGCUGAGCCCCGGCAGAAGCUACGCAUCUUCUACCAGUUCCAGUACAACAACAACACGCGGCAGCAGACGGAGGCCAGAGACGACCUCCACUGUCCCUGGUGUACCCUCAACUGCAGGAAGCUCUACAGUCUGAUCAAACACCUCAAACUCUCUCACUCCCGCUUCAUCUUCAACUACGCGCACCAUCCUAAAGGAGCAAAGAUCGAGGUCUCAAUCAACGAGUGUUAUGAUGGCUCGUAUGCCGGAAACCCUCAGGACAUCCACAGCCAGCCGGGCUUCGCCUUCAGCAGGAACGGCCCGGUCAAGAGGACCUCCGUCACCCACAUUGUCGUCUGCAGACCCAAGAGGACGAAGCCGAGCCUGUCUGAGUUCCUGGAGCCGGAGGACGGUGACCAGGAGCCGCCCAUCAUCAGCGGACACAACCGCCUCUACUUCCACAGCGACAGCUGCGUGCCGCUGCGGCCUCAGGAGAUGGAGGUGGACAGCGAGGACGAGAGGGACCCCGACUGGCUCAAAGAGAAGACUGCCAAGCAAAUCGAGGACUUCACUGACGUCAACGAGGGGGAGAAGGAGAUCAUGAAGCUGUGGAACCUCCACGUCAUGAAGCACGGCUUCAUAGCGGACAACCAGAUGAACGAGUCCUGCCUGCUGUUUGCCGAUCACCACGGCGUCCACAUCGUCAAGAACAACCUCUGUCGCAACUUCCUGCUGCACCUGAUCAGCAUGCACGACUUCAACCUGGUGAGCACGCAGACCAUUGACCAGGCCAUGGCCCGCCUCCGCCUCCUGCAGAGCCAGGGGGCUCACAGGGACAAAGAAGAGGAGGAGGAGGAGGAAGAGGAGGACUGGGAGACGGCCGUGGAGUCCCAGCCGGAGCUGGACCCAGAUCCCGAUCUCGACCCGUCCGAGUACACGCCCUGCGAUGACGAGGCUGCCAGUGGCGGCGCGGAGAAGGAAAGCCAGCAGCAGGAGGAGGAGGAGGAGGAGGGGGGGGGUGCGGGGGCCGCGGCAGUGGCAGUAAAGCAGAGCGUCGGGCAGACAGUCUCCGGCUCUGGAUCAGUUUUAAACUGAAUUUAAACUCACAUUACAGCAAAGACACCCCCCCCCCCCCCCCCCCCCCCCCCCCCCCCCCAACAGGACAAUAAAUCUAGAAAAACAGGCGAUAGACAAACAGGUGUUAAAACACACACAGGUUACUGCAGGGAUUCCGUUUUCUAGGGCACACACGAUGGACUUCUCUUACAUCGACGAGAUGCUUCAGGGGAGUUUAUCAUUUCAUGACUUGGGGAAAGUUGAAGCUCAGAAUCAACGUUAUUUUUCGUCCUCUACGCCUUGCGUCUGGACAGAUGCAGCGGAUGUGACAGCUGUGUCAGCUACCUGCCCUAACGUCCUCUCCUCUCCUCUCCAACCCGCGUGAGUGUAUCAACGACAAACCUGUGGAGCAAGCGCAGAACAAAUUCAGCCUUCGGCGUGGAUUUGUUAAAACGGUUUUCGAUUCAUUUCUGUGCUCGCUCCGUCGUUAUUGAACAGAAUUCAAAGGGGUCUUUUCCCUUAAACCCCCCCCCUCCUCGGUGUGAAACACCAAUCAGUGACGUUUCUGCCACAAUCGGCUCCACCAAAGUUUUUUUUUUAGUUUUUUUCUACUGAAUGUGUUCAUAUGCACACAAGUGAUCAAGUCUCUAGGUGUCUAGUCAGGUCUCUGGGUGUCUCAAAGUGUCCAGGACUCCUGUCAGUUCUCCGGCUGUCUAAUCUGGUUUCUUAUUAGGUCUUCAGGUCUCUAAUAAGGUCUCGGGGUCUCUGAUCAAAUGUCCAGAUGUCUCAUCUAGUCUCCAUCUCCACAUCCAUCUCUGGCCUUCUCCAUCUGAUCGCCAUAUAUUCUCCAUCAGUACAGUAUAUAUUGAUAUUUAUUAUAUAUAUUUUUUUCUUCUUCUGUUCUCGGGUGGAAUACAGUCCCUCUCCAACAGCCGGGGAUCAGAGUCCUGGAUCAGUUGCAUACUCGCAGUGUGCAGUUUCUACUACUGGUGCUAGAUCUUUGUAUUCCUCUGAAACUCUCCGUGGUCUCGGGUGCUUUCUUACAGCGACCUCCACUGCCAGCACUCACAAACCGCAAGAUGCAUUCUUGCUAAAUAUACACAGUAUAUAUAUUUCCCUCGAACGGACUUGUUGUUUUCCUCCAGUGCUCCUCAUCAUGCAGCUCGGCCCUGCUGAGCCCAGGACAACAGACAGACAGUAAACUGUGUCCCACUUCAUGCUCCGCCUCCUUUUACAAAUCCACAAUUCAAGGCAAAAUUGUUUUGCCGGGUCGGCGAUGGGUGUGUCCUUUGUGUGUAGAUCGUCUAAUUUGGGAAGAAGAUGCAGGUUAAGACCUCCCAAUUUUGGAUUAGUCAAUGGACAGAGAAUGAAUUGUCUCAACAGUUGCUGAUGAGACUUUUGGACGGUUAAUCCAGAUGCUGGUUCCAGUUUUUUGAAUGGGAAGUUGCUGGUGUAGACUUUUUGGACUGUUGUUCACACACAAGGGCUCUGGGAACUGCAGGUCUGCGUUUCCCCUCAAGUUACCAUCUUAAGUUAUUAAUUGACAAAAUAGUGAUGAACAAACCGGCCCCCUUCAGAGGAGGCCGAGCCUGGAACAGCACACAGGUGAAGCCAUCAGCCGGAGCUGAAGCUGAACAUAUUGGCCGUUAUUUUUUUCUGUGUCAUUUCUCAGCUGGUGUGUGGUUUAUUUUUCCUCCUGCCGUUAUGUACAAGACUCUGUGAAACUGUAAUAAAUUAGCUUUGGAAUGUGUUUGGAAGCCUGAACGCCACCCAGGAGGUUUUUGUCAAUUUCUUCUUUUUUUUUUUUUUUUUAGUUGACACACCAAAGGGGAUGGAUUUCCUGCACAUAUCUCCGCUCUUGUUUCUUGUCUCCUGUGAAUCUUUCCUUGCUUUUUCAAAAAAAGGAAAGGGGAAAAAAAAAAAUAGAAUAAAAGAUUCCUGCAACGCCUCUGACCCAAUUUUCACUGCCUUGAAAACAAUCUCAAAGUUACAGUGAGACAGAAAGCCCAAUGUCCAGAUGCUGCUUUCAGGUUCCUGCUCCAUACAGCGCACGUUGUGUGCAGUGUGAGCCGGCAGCUGACAGGACUGGCAUUGAUGCAGGAACUGAUGCAGAGAUAUUGAGGUUUCAUGGGAGUAGUAGGAUGUGUAUUUGUACCUUCUCAUAUCGUGACCCUGAUCUUUUAAAAGAUAUCUGGUUUGCAGUGGGUGUUCAGAGCCAUCUGGACCACAUGUGAUAGUUCUGAGUGACGGAGCACUUUUUGUUUUUGCAUAAAGCCCACUGUAGAGCUUUUCUUUUCUUUCUCUUUUUUUUUUUUUGUUCAUUCACAUGAGACCAGCAGCAUUUUGCACAAGAUGAGUGGAGCCAUGUCAAGAAAACAAGACUUUUCUUCAACAACUAUGUAAAAACCAGCUUGACAUUGUGAACUUUUAAGUUGAGUCAGAAUGGUUUUCUAUUAAAAGAACAAUUUUGUACAAUUAUA